CUAUUUUUUUUGGUUUGACAGUGUCGCUGUCAUUGUGUAAGUUUGAUCAAGUUGAGGUAAAAAGUCAGUAAAACGAAAAAAAAACUUGUAUAAAUGCUAAUUCACUCACGAUAGGUCACAAAUGGCUUGAAUAUUCCUUACCCGUAGUUGUUAUUUGUAUAAUAAUUGCGGGAAUAGCGAUGGCUUGGCGGAGUCAUGGAGUAAACAACGCUGAUAUGAUCCGAAAUUUACGGGCAAAUGGCAUCAUAAAAACAGAUGUUGUAGCGAAUGCAAUGAUGGCUGUUGAUCGAAAAAACUACUGUCCGUAUGCGCCAUAUCAUGAUUCUCCUCAAUCUAUUGGUUAUUCUGCUACCAUCAGUGCUCCACACAUGCAUGCACAUGCCUUAGAGAAGCUAAAGACUCAACUUGUACCAGGAGAAAAAGCAUUGGAUGUUGGCUCUGGUUCAGGGUACCUUACAUCUUGCAUGGCUAUGAUGGUUGGGGAGACAGGACGAGUUGUAGGAAUAGAUCACAUACCGGAACUUGUGGCUCUUGCAACCAAAAAUAUUCAGAAAGAUAACCCAACCCUGCUCUCAUCAGAGAGGAUUAAAUUGAUAGCUGGAGACGGUCGUCAAGGAUACCCAGCUGAAGCUCCCUAUAAUGCUAUUCAUGUAGGAGCUGCUGCACCUUCACUCCCUCAAGCUCUGGUUGACCAGCUGAAACCCGGUGGUAGACUGAUUGUGCCCAUAGGACCUGAAGGUGGAGAACAACAUUUAACCCAGGUCGACAAAGCAGCUGACGGCACUACUACAGUGAAAAAACUAAUGAGCGUCAUUUAUGUACCACUCACGGACAAGGAUCAUCAAUAUCGUAUUUGGCGUUGAUAUUAAAUACCCGUAUGGCCAUUUUAAUUGAUCAUAAGUGUAACUCCCUGUUUCGAAUAUGAAAUUUGUUGAAAUGAUAAUUAUACACUAUUGAUAAUAUAAUUUAUUAU
Messenger RNA from Trichoplusia ni (cabbage looper), 973 nucleotides. RefSeq names its product protein-L-isoaspartate(D-aspartate) O-methyltransferase (gene Pcmt). Gene Ontology annotation, molecular function: protein-L-isoaspartate (D-aspartate) O-methyltransferase activity. The record is from RefSeq and is a predicted model, not a curated record. The transcript is spliced from 7 exons. Gene Ontology annotation, biological process: protein modification process. Gene Ontology annotation, cellular component: cytoplasm. Lineage: Eukaryota; Metazoa; Arthropoda; Insecta; Lepidoptera; Noctuidae. The coding region runs from base 180 to 863 and encodes 227 amino acids.